CUAUGGCGUCGUGCUGCUGUUGGGUGUCGUAUCGUUGAUGGCUGGGUCGACCACUGGUGUACCGAUGUCUCCUGGGUAUGGUGGAUACCAAGCAACAGCAGCGAAAGAAUACUACCCCACGCCGCCGCCCUACUACACAACAAUAACAUACGCUACACCGACCUACUACACCGAAGCGCCAAAGUAUUACUCUGCCCCGAGCUACACCACGAAAGCGCCCGAGUACUACACGACUGCGUAUGCUGCCCCAGUUUACUACACCGAGGCUCCCAAGUAUUACACUACUACCUACGCUGCCCCAACUUACUACACCGAGGUUCCCAAGUACUACACCAACAAGGCACCCAAGUAUUACACUACAACCUACGCUGCCCCAGCUUACUACACCGAGACUACCACGUAUUACUCUGCUCCUAGCUACUACACCGAGGCUCCAACUUACUACACCACCAAAGCGGUGGAAUACUACACCGAAGCGCCUAAGUACUACACUACAGCCUACCUUCCCCCAGCUUACACCACCAAGGCACCGGAGUACUACACCACCAAGGCACCGGAGUACUACACCACCAAGGCACCGGAGUACUACACCACCAAGGCACCGGAGUACUACACCACCAAGGCACCGGAGUACUACACCACCAAGGCACCGGAGUACUACACCACCCCGAGCUACACAACCACAACUAAGGCGGUCAAGUAUUACUACACAGCGGCUGCCCCUUCGUACUACGUUGAACCUAAAUACUACACUGAUGCUCCAGUUUACUACACCACAACUUACUCAACACCUAGCUAUUACACCGAAGCCCCCAAGUACUACACCGACAAGGCCGAAUAUUACACAACCCCUUAUGCUGCCCCAGUCUACUACACCGAGGAAUCUAAGUAUUACUCUGCUCCAAGCUACUACCAAACAGAGGCUCCUGUUUACUACACCACCAAGGCCCCCGAGUAUUAUACAACUACUUACGCUGCUCCCACCUACUACACCGAUGCUCCGAAGUAUUCCUAUGCCCCGAGUUACUACACCACGAAGGCACCUGAAUAUUACACCACAACCUACGCUUCUCCAGCUUACUACAUGGAGGCUCCUAAAUACUAAAGCCGAAAUUUCAGUUUUAUUUAAUUAUGUUCAGAUUGGUCGGUCAUAUCUUAAUAGUUACUUUGGGAAUUGAUUGUUGAUCUUAAAUGAGAUAAUACAAAUUUUAAUGUGGGUAA
Molecule: messenger RNA, 1221 nt
Organism: Daphnia pulex (common water flea)
Lineage: Eukaryota; Metazoa; Arthropoda; Branchiopoda; Diplostraca; Daphniidae
Product: extensin-2-like
Exons: 2
Coding region: 38-1105 (355 amino acids)
Source: RefSeq, a predicted model, not a curated record